This is a messenger RNA of Pararge aegeria (speckled wood butterfly), 639 nucleotides long. Its product is annotated as transcription factor VBP-like. The record is from RefSeq and is a predicted model, not a curated record. Gene Ontology annotation, biological process: regulation of transcription by RNA polymerase II. Gene Ontology annotation, molecular function: RNA polymerase II cis-regulatory region sequence-specific DNA binding; DNA-binding transcription factor activity, RNA polymerase II-specific. Gene Ontology annotation, cellular component: nucleus. The transcript has a single exon. The coding region runs from base 1 to 639 and encodes 212 amino acids. NCBI's taxonomy places the organism in Eukaryota, Metazoa, Arthropoda, Insecta, Lepidoptera, Nymphalidae.
AUGGCUCUAUGGACGCCUUACGCUGAAAGUACAGCGUUAGACCUAACAGUGAAGUGCAAAGCGGAAAGGAUAACGCCCGAACCACACCCAACGGAAUACCACAGUUACGAAACCACAGUUUACCAGCCACAUAGUGUCCCAUACCCUUAUAUGGGGUACCCUGUAUACGUGCCUAUGGGAGAAACCCCCGUAUCACCUGUUUCUUCGUGUACAAGUUAUCCAAAAUCCGUCAGCCCUCCAAGAAAUGGAAUGAUAUCACCACCAGAGUCACCGGUUUCUAUCAACGAGAGGAAGCGACCGAGUUAUAUGAUGGACGUUGAUUUGCUAUCCGAUGAUCCAGACUUCCAAGCGUUUGAGAGAGACGCGCUGAGAGCUAUGGCUGAGAAGAACGGUGGAACUCUACUGGGCAAUAACCCACGCAUGCGCAGAGCUGUGCAAACGAGUCAAACUGCUGACGACUCGUAUAGGAAACAGAGGGAAAGGAAUAACUUCGCGGCAAAACAGAGUAGAGAUAGGAGAAAGUUAAGAGAGAUCCAUCUUGCUUUGAAAGUUACAUAUUUGAAGAACGAAGUCGCUAAGUUAAAAAGCUUAUUAGGAAAUCAAACAUGUGUUAGGUGUCGACAGCCCUGCAUGUGUUAG